Mesocricetus auratus (golden hamster) is the source of this 6048-nucleotide messenger RNA. It is a transcript of the gene Scn11a, whose product is annotated as sodium voltage-gated channel alpha subunit 11. Lineage: Eukaryota; Metazoa; Chordata; Mammalia; Rodentia; Cricetidae. Bases 128 to 5476 code for a protein of 1782 amino acids. The record is from RefSeq and is a predicted model, not a curated record. Gene Ontology annotation, biological process: sodium ion transmembrane transport; membrane depolarization during action potential; neuronal action potential. The transcript is spliced from 27 exons. Gene Ontology annotation, molecular function: voltage-gated sodium channel activity. Gene Ontology annotation, cellular component: plasma membrane; axon; voltage-gated sodium channel complex.
GCCGUUCUCCGUGUGCGCUCCACCCAGCUUCCCAGCCGCCGCUCCCAAGCUCCAGCCUGCUGCCAGGAGCGAGAAUCUGUAGAGCCAUACCGUGCCCUGAGCCUCCUUACGGAGACACAGGGUGAAGAUGGAGGACAGGUACUACCCAGUGAUCUUCCCAGACGAGCGGAAUUUCCGUCCCUUCACUUCCGACUCUCUGGCUGCAAUAGAGAAGAGGAUCGCCAUCCAGAAGGAGAAGAAGUCCUCCAAGGACAAGGCAGCAGCUGAGCCCCAGCCUCGGCCUCAGCUUGACCUAAAGGCCUCCAGGAAGUUGCCAAAGCUUUAUGGUGACAUUCCCCAGGAUCUGAUAGCGAAGCCCCUGGAGGAUCUGGACCCAUUCUACAGAGACCAUAAGACAUUCAUGGUGCUGAACAAGAAGAGGACAAUAUAUCGCUUCAGUGCCAAGCGGGCCUUGUUCAUUUUGGGGCCUUUCAAUCCCGUCAGAAGCUUAGUGAUUCAAAUCUCUGUCCAUUCGCUCUUCAGCAUGUUCAUCAUCGGCACGGUGGUCAUCAACUGUAUGUUCAUGGCUAAAUUUGGGGACAGGAGUUCAGACACGGAAAUUUCCGAAUACAUCUUCACUGGGAUUUAUAUCUUAGAAGCCGUGAUUAAAAUACUGGCAAGAGGCUUCAUCCUGGAUGAGUUUUCCUUCCUCCGAGACCCGUGGAACUGGCUGGACUUCAUUGUCAUUGGAACGGCGGUCGCGACUUGUUUUCCAGGCACCAAAGUCAAUCUCUCGGCCCUCCGUUCCUUCCGAGUGUUCAGAGCUCUGAAAGCGAUUUCCGUUGUCUCAGGUCUGAAGGUCAUUGUCGGGGCUCUGCUGCGCUCGGUGAAGAAGCUGGUGGACGUGAUGGUCCUCACUCUCUUUUGCCUUAGCAUCUUUGCCCUGGUUGGUCAGCAGCUCUUCAUGGGAAUUCUGAACCAGAAAUGUAUUAAAGCCAACUGUGGCCCUAACUCUACGUCCAACAAGGAUUGCUUUGUAAAGGAGAAAAAUAGUGACGACUUCGUCAUGUGUGGCACCUGGCUCGGCAGCAGACCCUGUCCCGACAAUUCUACAUGCAGUAGAACCUCGUUCAACCCAGACUAUAACUAUACGAACUUUGACAACUUUGGCUGGUCUUUCCUUGCCAUGUUCCGGGUUAUGACUCAGGACUCCUGGGAGAAGCUUUACCGACAGAUCCUCCGGACCUCUGGAAUCUACUUUGUCUUCUUCUUCGUGGUGGUCAUCUUCCUGGGCUCUUUCUACCUGCUCAACCUAACCCUGGCCGUCGUCACCAUGGCGUAUGAAGAGCAGAACAGGAACGUAGCCGCAGAGACCGAGGCCAAGGAAAAGAUGUUUCAGGAAGCCCAGCAGCUCUUAAGGGAGGAGAAAGAGGCUCUGGUUGCGAUGGGAAUCGACAGAAGUUCGCUUAAUUCCCUUCAAGCAUCGUCCUUUUCUCCAAAGAAGAGGAAGUUUUUCGGUAGUACGACAAGAAAGUCCUUCUUUAUGAGAAAGUCUAAGAAGGACCGGGCCUCAGCCUCAGAUUCAGAAGACGAUUCCUCUAAAAACCCUCAACUGCUUGAGCAAACCAAACGGCUGUCCCAGAACUUGCCUGUGGACCUCUUUGAUGAGCACAUAGAUCCCUUCCACAGGCAGAGGGCUCUGAGCGCCGUCAGCAUCCUGACCAUCACCAUGCAGGAACAAGAAAAAUCCCAGGAGCCUUGUCUCCCAUGUGGGAAAAACUUGGCAGCCAAGUACCUGGUGUGGGACUGCAGUCCCUGGUGGCUGAGUCUAAAGAAGGCCCUGGGGACCGUGAUGACAGACCCCUUUACAGAGCUGGCCAUCACCAUCUGCAUCAUAAUCAACACCGUCUUCCUGGCCAUGGAGCACCACAACAUGGACGAGGCUUUCAUAAAUCUGCUGAAAAUAGGAAACUGGGUUUUCACUGGGAUCUUCAUAGCCGAAAUGUGUCUAAAGAUCAUCGCGCUGGACCCUUACCACUACUUCCGCCACGGCUGGAACGUCUUUGACAGCAUUGUGGCCCUCCUGAGUCUUGCUGACGUGCUUUACAACAACCUGUCGGACAAGAGCAGCCGCUCAAAUCGCUCCUUCUUGGCUUCCUUCAGAGUGCUGAGGGUCUUCAAGUUAGCCAAAUCUUGGCCCACUUUAAACACCCUCAUUAAGAUCAUCGGCCACUCCGUGGGUGCGCUUGGAAACCUGACUGUGGUCCUGACCAUUGUGGUCUUCAUUUUCUCCGUCGUGGGCAUGCAGCUCUUUGGCAAUAAGUUCAACAAGACCUCACAGGGGCAGCACAGGCGGCGCUGGCACAUGGGCGACUUCUACCACUCCUUCCUGGUGGUGUUCCGCAUCCUCUGCGGGGAGUGGAUCGAGAACAUGUGGGAGUGCAUGCAGGAGAUGGACGGUUCUCCACUAUGCGUCAUCGUCUUUGUGCUGAUCAUGGUGGUGGGAAAGCUUGUGGUGCUUAACCUCUUCAUUGCCUUGCUGCUCAAUUCCUUCAGCAAUGAGGAGAGGGAUGGGAGCCCCAAAGGAGAGACCAGGAAAACCAAAGUGCAGCUAGCUCUGGAUCGGUUCCGCCGGGCCUUUUCCUUCGUGGUGCAUGCUCUUCAGGGUUUUUGCUGCAAGCAACGCAGGAGGCAAAACUCACCAAAGCCGAAAGAGAUCACAGGAAGUUUUGUUAGUGAGAAUAAAGACAUCAUCCCGCUGGAUACAAAGCCCUCCAGGGAGCUUGAUGCACUAAGGACUUGGGACACCGAGCACGACGGAGCUCGCUUGGCCCCACUUGCGGAGGAAGAGGAUGACACCGAAUGCUAUGGUGAACUCAGAGUCCCAUCCGUCUCUCAAGCUGGUGCCAGAGUUCAGGGUGACGAGAUGAUUCAGAAAGACCUCAGGCCUCUACGUGUGCAUCAGACCUGUGACGUCCCUCUGGAGACUGCGCAGCCCACCAGCCCAGAUGACAAAGGUGUGGAAACCGAGGUGUUCUCAGAAGAAGACCCUCAUUUACCCAAACAGAGUGCUCGAAAGAACUCUGAUGCUGCGAGUGCACUCUCAGAAUGCAGCACCGUUGACCUGAAUGAUAUCUUCAGAAAUUUCCGGAAUUUGGAUCCCCCCAAAAAGCAACCAGAUAGAUGCUUGCCCAAAGGCCUCUGCUGUCACUUCCUAUGCCACAAAACAGACAAGAGAAAGCCCCCCUGGGUUGUGUGGUGGAAUCUUCGGAAAACCUGCUACCAAAUCGUGAGGCACAGCUGGUUUGAGAGCUUCAUCAUCUUCGUCAUCCUGCUGAGCAGCGGAGCCCUGAUAUUUGAAGAUGUCAACAUCUCCAAACGGCCCCAAAUUGACCGGUUGCUAAAGUGUACUGACAAUAUCUUCACAUUUAUCUUCAUCCUGGAGAUGGUUCUAAAAUGGGUGGCCUUUGGAUUCCGGAGGUAUUUCACCAGCGCCUGGUGCUGGCUCGAUUUCCUCAUUGUAAUCGUGUCUGUGGUCAGUCUCAUGAACUUGCCAACCUUGAAGUCCUUCCGGACUCUGCGAGCACUGAGGCCUCUGCGGGCGCUGUCUCAGUUUGAAGGAAUGAAGGUUGUGGUCAACGCCCUCAUCAGUGCCAUACCCGCCAUUCUCAAUGUCUUGCUGGUCUGCCUCAUUUUCUGGCUGAUAUUUUGCAUCCUGGGAGUAAAUUUCUUUUCUGGGAAGUUUGGAAGAUGCAUUAACGGGACAGAUAUAAAUAAAUACUUCAAUCAUACCGAGAUUGGAAACCGAAGCCAGUGUGAAGGUAGCAAUUACUUGUGGGAGGUCCCGAAAGUCAACUUUGACAACGUGGGGAAUGCCUACCUCGCUCUGCUGCAGGUGGCGACGUACAAGGGCUGGCUGGACAUAAUGAAUGCCGCUGUCGAUUCCAGAGGGAAAGAUGAGCAGCCAGACUUUGAGGCGAAUGCCUUUGCGUAUCUCUACUUCGUGGUUUUUAUCAUCUUCGGCUCGUUCUUCACCCUGAACCUCUUUAUCGGCGUUAUUAUUGACAACUUCAACCAGCAGCAGAAAAAGUUAGGUGGCCAAGACAUUUUUAUGACCGAGGAACAGAAGAAAUACUAUAAUGCAAUGAAAAAAUUAGGAACCAAAAAACCUCAGAAACCCAUCCCAAGGCCACUGAAUAAAUGUCAAGCCUUUGUUUUCGACCUGGUCACAAGCCAGGUCUUUGACGUCAUCAUUCUGGGUCUUAUUGUCCUAAAUAUGAUUAUCAUGAUGGCUGAAUCUGAUGGCCAGAGCAAUGAUGUGAAGAAAAUCUUUGAUAUUCUCAACAUAGCCUUUGUGAUCAUCUUUACCAUAGAAUGUCUCGUCAAAAUGUUUGCUUUGAGGCAAUACUACUUCACCAAUGGCUGGAAUUUAUUUGAUUGUGUGGUCGUGGUUCUUUCUGUCAUUAGUACCCUGGUGUCUGGCUUGGAGCACAGUGACAUCCCUUUCCCGCCCACGCUCUUCCGAAUCGUCCGCUUGGCACGCAUCGGCCGCAUCCUCCGACUGGUCCGGGCGGCGCGAGGCAUCAGGACGCUGCUCUUCGCUCUGAUGAUGUCGCUCCCCUCCCUCUUCAACAUCGGCCUCCUGCUCUUCCUCGUCAUGUUCAUCUACGCCAUCUUCGGCAUGAACUGCUUCUCCAAGGUGGAGAGGGGCUCUGGGAUCGACGACAUCUUCAACUUCGAAACAUUCUCAGGCAGCAUGCUCUGCCUCUUCCAGGUGACCACGUCCGCUGGCUGGGACGCCCUCCUCAGCCCCAUGCUGGACUCAAGAGCCGCCACCAACUCCUCCUCCCAAGACAGCUGCCAGCAGCCGCGGAUAGCCAUCAUCUACUUUGUCAGUUACAUCGUCAUCUCCUUCCUCAUUGUGGUCAACAUGUACAUCGCCGUCAUCCUGGAGAACUUCAACACCGCCACGGAGGAGAGCGAGGACCCUCUGGGCGAAGACGACUUUGAAAUCUUCUACGAGAUCUGGGAGAAGUUUGACCCCGAAGCAACGCAGUUCAUCCAGUACUCGGCCCUCUCCGACUUCGCCGACGCCCUGCCUGAGCCGCUGCGCGUGGCCAAGCCUAACAGGUUUCAGUUUCUAGUGAUGGACUUGCCCAUGGUGACCGGCGAUCGCCUCCACUGCCUGGACGUUCUCUUCGCCUUCACCACCAGGGUCCUCGGGAACUCCAGUGGCUUGGAUACCAUGAAAGCGAUGAUGGAGGAAAAGUUCAUGGAGGCCAACCCUUUCAGGAAGCUGUACGAGCCCAUCGUCACCACCACCAAGAGAAAGGAGGAGGAACUGUGCGCUGCGGUCAUCCAGAGGGCCUACCGAAAACACAUGGAGAAGAUGAUCAAGUUGAAGCUCCAAGGCAGGUCCAGUUCAUCACACCAGACAGUUUGCAACGGAGACCUGUCUAGCUUGGAGGUGGCCAAGGUCAAGGUUCACUAUGACUGAGCCCUGCUCUCCACCCCUACACCUCACAGCCUAGCGUCCAACCUCCGAGCUCUGGAGGUCCGCAGCUCAGUCUACGAGCAGGCAGCGGGCUCACUGAAUGAGCCAUUCCAUUUUUAUUUUUUUUCUCGGCUAAAAGAGGUGGUGUAUUAGCGUUAAUUUAUAAAUGAUUCUUGGAGGGUUAUAAGAUAAGGUUACCCACGAAGCGCUGGGACCGAUUUAAUGGAGAAAAGACAUUGGGAAGGGCUGCCAAGGGCGUCCACAGUAACGGUAGGCUUGAAAUACAGUUCAAAUUAUGUAAAUAUAAAAGAAUGAGAAGGAAAAAAAUCACAUGAAAAUCUAAGGUUGUGUUCUCGGUACAUUUCCCAACAUGUUUGUUUAAUGUUUCGUGUCUCUUUUUUUGCAUGUUAAGCGAGAAGUCAAAACCUGUAAUAAGCAAAUAGCUUGUUGCAGAUGUCUCUACCAGCACUGAGUAGCUCAAGCCUGAAGCAUGAUCCUGACUUUGCCAGUUAGCGAUGUUUCCGGAAGCUCUGACCUCUGUCACAGGUGUUUAACAAAUAAAUAGAUAAGCGAAA